Messenger RNA from Lotus japonicus, 866 nucleotides. RefSeq lists its product as uncharacterized. NCBI's taxonomy places the organism in Eukaryota, Viridiplantae, Streptophyta, Magnoliopsida, Fabales, Fabaceae. The transcript has a single exon. Bases 54 to 491 code for a protein of 145 amino acids. The record is from RefSeq and is a predicted model, not a curated record.
GUAACAAGUUCAACUAGUUAGUGUAUUAUGCUCUGCAAUCCUUCAUAAAUUCCAUGGCCUCUGUUUGCAAAUCUAAUCGUGUCAAUGAUACACCCUUACCAGUCAGGCCAAAUUUCACAAACCUCUACAAGUGGCCGGAAUCUGAUGUGGAAUUUGUGAAGACAGUGAACUCUAACAACAACUCCGAGAGUCCUCAUGUUCAUUCCAGAGGAGUUGAUAGCCUCUCCUGCAGGCAAACAUAUUUGAAGAGCUACACUUUCUCAAGGAAGAAAGUUGGUGCCAUUGAGAAGAUCAUCAAGUACUGUUUGAGCAGAACUAAGGAGUUUGUGUUUUGCACUAGCAGUAAAUUGGAUCUUAAGGGUAAUAAUAAGAAGAUUCUUGGGAGGGCUAAGGAUGUCACUUGUGCAGUGGUAUCAAUCUAUCACAGGUUGCUCUCCUACUUUGACAAGUUUGAUGUGGCUCAGAGGUUCCUUGUGAUAUCUAUACUCUAAACUAAAUUCCCAGAACAGCUUCUAAUUUUGCAUGUCUCUUAAGUUGGAAUAAAUGGUUUACCAUUAAGUAUUUUAACCAAGGCUUCCCAUGACCGAUAGUGUUGUGAUGAGUGUUGAGAAUAAUCCUUGGCCGCACAGUCAUUGCAUUUAGCGGUUGGGCCAAAGCAUUUUUCCUUUCACAAAAGUUUAGAGUUAAACGUCCAAUGAUUUGCUUAAUGGGUGAAGUGUUGAAACAUUAUGCCAAUUUACUAGAUUAUCUUGUGUAUAUUUGGAUGGAGAAUGGAAUGCAUCAUUGUAUCCACUCUUAUUAUUUUUAGAUUCACUUCUCCAACGAAAACUUAAUUCUUACAAUCACUUCUCACCUAAAUGUAAAAU